Messenger RNA from Equus quagga, 3579 nucleotides. It is a transcript of the gene CCDC138, whose product is annotated as coiled-coil domain containing 138. Bases 41 to 1957 code for a protein of 638 amino acids. NCBI's taxonomy places the organism in Eukaryota, Metazoa, Chordata, Mammalia, Perissodactyla, Equidae. The record is from RefSeq and is a predicted model, not a curated record. The transcript is spliced from 15 exons.
CGUUUCCAGGCCGCUCCGGGCACAACGGCGCCUGGGCGUCAUGGAGCCCAGACUCGUCAAGCCGCCGGGCCAGGACGUCGUGGUGGAGCGUCUCAAGAGCCGCUACGGCCUGGGCGGUGGCUGCCCCGCCGAGUAUGAUUUUUCACACUUUGAUCCGGCUAAAUGUAAGAGAUCUUUAACCUCCCCAGAUGAUUUGGCUAUCUACUCAUCUGGAGAUAAAGUCGGUUCAUCAUUAAGAUGUUAUUCUGAUGAAAGAAAGCAUUAUACAACACCUCUUUGUAGUUCAUUCAAGUACUUAAACGUGAAUUGCCUAGAUGAUGAACUGGAUUCUUUUCAAGAUUUGAAGCAACAGGAAACAGAAGAAGAUUUGAUUGAGAGUGAUGAUAGAGUCAGUACCUCCAAAAUAACCAAGGAGUCUUUUAGAGAAAUAGCAAAAGCAGUUGCCCUGCCAACUAAUUUUGCCCCAAAUUCAGGAAAUUGGACUGAAAGUUGUAGUGGUGCAAGUGACUCUCCUUUGAAACAUGUCAGCUAUCCACCAUCUAAAGCGUCAAACAAGCAGAGUUUACUUCCACAUCAGAUCAAUCAGAUAUAUGAUGAAUUAUUUCAGAUACAUCAGAAACUGCAGUGUGAAACUGCAGCACAACAGGAAUUUGCUGAAGAACUUCAAAAGCGAGAACGUUUUUUAGUUGAAAGAGAACAACUGCUUUUCAGACAUGAAACUGCUUUGAGUAAAAUUAAAGGUGUCGAAGAAGAGGUUCUUACAAGAUUUCAGAUUAUAAAGGAGCAACACGAUGCAGAAGUUGAGCACUUAACUGAAGUUCUUAAGGAAAGAAAUAAAGAAAGCAAGAGGCUAAGGUCCUCUUUUGAUGCGUUGAAAGAAUUGAAUGAUAACUUGAAAAAACAGUUAAAUGAAGUAAAUGAAGAAAACAGGAAGAUGGAGAUUCAGGCUAAAAGAGUUCAGGCUCGUUUAGAUAAUUUACAGAGGAAAUAUGAGUUUAUGACCAUACAGAGAUUGAAAGGAAGUUCCCAUGCUGCUCAUGAAAUGAAAAGUUUAAAACAAGAAAAAGUACUAGUUUCAAAAACUUAUAAGGUACCACUUAAUGCACAAAUUUAUGAACUUUUAACUGUCUUCAUGGACUGGAUUUCAGAUCACCACCUUAGCAAAUUGAAAAAUGAAGAAUAUGGAAUUGAUGGUGGAAAACCAGUAAUCAAAUUUGCUUCUCAGAGAAAUGAUAUUCAGGAGAAGUGUGUGAAGCUUUUGCCUGUGUUGACAGAGCAGCUACAGUGGAUGCCAUUUGUGAGUGCCAAACUUCAUGAGCCUUUUGUAAAAUUUUUAUAUUGGUCUGUAAGGCAGCUGGAUGCUGGAACACAGCAUACAACUAUGACAUCAACAUUGAGGAGAUUGGGUGAAGACCUGUUCAAAGGAGUAGUAACUAAGGGAAUGCCGGAUAAUUCUUCAGAACAUUCUGUGGAGAAUAAACCAAAGACAGCUGCUUUUUUUAAGAGUUCCAAUUUACCAGUGAGAUUCUUAUCAACUUUAAUUGUUCUCAAAACAGUCACUCAAGCUGACUACCUGGCUCAGGCGUUUGACUCUCUGUGUUUGGACUUGAAGACAGACGAAGGAAAAGUCUUGUUUUUGGAGUGUCAGGCUGUUCCAGUGGUGUUAAGUCACCUAAGAAUAUCCAGCAAAGGGCUCCUGUCCAAUGUCAUUGAUAGCUUGCUUCAGAUGUCGGUGGAAUCCAAGGGAGUCGCAUCAGCGGAUGUGUCUCUCCCCACAGUGAGAGAAACAACAGCCAUAUUCCUGGUGUUGCCUCUUCGACUUUCCUGUUUUAUUGGACAGACGGCAGGGAGGGGCUCUCCAGCUGAAAACCUUGUUGGAAAAGAAAUCUCAGUAGAAUUGAUUUACACAUGGCUUAUCUUACCCAACUCGUGGGCAUUGGUGGCUAGCUGUGUGUGAGGCACUGUGUUUCAAGCAUGUGUUUGCAGUGCUCUGCUGAGCCAUGAGGCUUCCUCUGAAGCGCAUAGGAGCAAGGGGCUGGAAGGAGGUGUCAGUGGGCUGAGCUGGAGCCCCAGACUGCAAAGUGCCUAGGACUGGUUCACUAGGAAGUCCACAGAGACAGUGUUGAGAAAGCUGUGUAGCAAUUUGACAGUAAUUUUGUAUCUGUUAAAUCCAAUAAUAAUUUAAAACAUUUGGACUUUGUUUUAUUUCAUUUUCUAGUGUUUUUAAUGGUAUUAUAAAAGGUAAACUGAGACACAUUACAUUUUGAAAAAUGUAUUUGAGCAAACGACGAUUCGAAUGGAGCAGCACUAAAACUGAAAAUGGUUGGGGUGCUCUGUGGCCGGGCCUGGGGCAGAGAUUUUCACAGAGAAGACAUGAAGCAAAGCAGUUAUUUAAUUGGCUAUAACUUAAAUGUUGCCUUCAUGGGAAAAUUUGGUUAUUUGGCUGUUAGGAUAGUUGUUCUUAAGUCUCCUUUUCCUAGAUUCCAGUGCACUCCCUCUGGCAUAGGUUUUGGUUUGUUUAGGUAGGCUGACUACCCAAGGCACUAGACCUACCCUAGUCCAAUAACCUCCUUGUUUAACUAUUUUAAUAGUGUUUUGUAAAAGUGUGAUGGAUUCUUCAUGUGAUGGAGUGGAAAUUAAAAAGACUGGUCCUUCAUCACAUUUUGAAGAGCAGUUGGACAACACUGUCUGUGCUGGUCACUUUAUAUUAAGCUGUAUUAUGGUUAGUGCUCUGCAGAAUGGUUUUUUUCCUCUUCUCGCCUUGUGCUCUUCCCCCAGAUUCAUGUUUUCAGGUAUGAGAAAUAUUUCCAGCUGCAUAGAUAUUGUUUUUUGAAAGCUGCUAAAAUGUAUUUCUCUGAGUGUGAGUUAAAAUCUAUGCAUUGAUUUACUUCAACAUGUAUUAUGAGCACUAUGCUGUUUUUAGAUUGAGGGCUUCUUGUAUAUCUGUUCUGGGCGUGGGUAUAUAUCAUAUAAUAACUUAGUGUUGCUUUUAGAAAAUUACUGUGUGGUUUCUUUCUCCUCUCAGUGGUUGAAAGCCAUUAUUCACCUGUUUGGGUUUACCUGUAUAAGAACUUGAGUCUUAUUUUAUUUCAAAGAAUACUUUCCUUUUCUUGUCAGACUUAGUUUAAAUAGAGGGAUUUAAGUUUGUAUUUGUAUUAUAUAUUCUCUUUUUUGGUCCAGAAACUGCCUUGUCUAAGGUAAACAUGCUACCGUUUAACACUUGAAUGGCAAUAAUGUACAUGAGUACAUUUUGCAGAACUUAUUUUUUUAAGUAAAGUUUAUUUUUAUUACAAAAAUAAUAGAAAUUUGGAAAACUCCAAAGUAACAAAAAAGAAAGUCUUACUAUACAGAGAUAUGUACAUUUACUUUCUGUGAAUAUUGCUUCCUGUCUUUUUUCUUUGAAUAGUUUUCAUGAUGUUGAGUUUUUCUUUUAUUUUUUUUAACAUGGUUAAGUCCUAGUAUGUAUACAGUUGUAUCAAUGUUUGUUUAUCUGUCUAAAUAUCACUAUAAAAAAGAUAAUAGAUUUUGCUAAGAAAUAUGCUUGAGUUCUGUUUAAAUUAUCUGUGAAUAUAGGUAAGA